AUGGCUAAGAAGUCUCUGUGGCCUCUUCUGACCAAGAAAGAGUACACCAGGUUAAAAGCAGAUGAUGAUCAGAGAGAAGAUGAGGGUGGCAAGGGUUUGGUGCCACUGAUGGUGGGAAAGGAGAAGAGAGAGAGAUUCCUCAUACCUGCCAAGCUCUUGAACCAUCCAUUAAUGGUGGAUUUGCUUGAGAUGGCUGCACAUGAGUAUGGCUAUGAACAGGAAGGUGCACUAAAGUCUCUUGCUCUUCUACCCAAUAACUUGAAUAGUCUUGUUAAUAUUUUUGAAUGGCACAACUUUCAUGUUUGA
This is a messenger RNA of Amborella trichopoda, 306 nucleotides long. The record is from RefSeq and is a predicted model, not a curated record. NCBI's taxonomy places the organism in Eukaryota, Viridiplantae, Streptophyta, Magnoliopsida, Amborellales, Amborellaceae.